GACAUCCUUGGCAUACACAUUGACAUAACCUUAGUUCUCUUUGUCUUGAAAAGUUACUUGACAUGUAAACGUUAAAUGCUACAAGCUAACACAUCCAUUAGAUCUCCCCUACAUUUGGCAAAAAGGAACAACACUCUCAAACUAAGUUUCUAUAUUACAUUGGCUAAGCAAUAUCCAUUUAUAGUACCCGCACUGCCGCACAUUUGCAGGUUUUCUUGAACCCAAAUUGUGAAGUGUUAUUAGCUAUGGAGAGAACUUGCUUGGGCAGUGAAGAUGACAAUUCUUCCUCAAGUGGGUUUUUAUGGCCUCAAAGAAACUACACUUGUAGUUUUUGCAAAAGACAAUUCAACUCAGCUCAAGCUCUUGGUGGUCAUAUGAAUGUUCAUAGAAGAGACAGAGCUAUGUUGAUACAAUUACCUUCAUGGGUUUUUGACUGUCCAAACCCUAACCCUAAUUUUCCUUCUUCAGCAUCUUUGUCUUCUUCAACAGCAACUUCAUCUCCUUCACAUAAUAAUGAUAAUAAUAACAAAAAAAUGUUGCCUUACCCUUAUUAUUAUAACAACUCUUCGCCUUUCGGUACUACUUCUUUCACUUUACCAUCAAAUAACCAGCAAAAGAAAUCAAAUCUUGAAUUUCCUCAAAGCGAAGAUUUAGCGAAGAAGAGGAUGAAGAAAAGCAUGAGAGCUGCCGUUGUAGAAGUUGAAGAAUUCAACAAGAGUAAUUUGUCCAGGAAAUAUGAGAGAAUUGAGGUUUUGAAGAACAAUGAAGUUAUAAGCUUGGAGCUGGAGAUAGGGUGCAAAGAUCCAAAGGAGGUUUUGGAUUUGGAGCUACGACUUGGUUGUUUUUAGUAGUUCAUCUUUGGUUUUUGGAUUUUAAUAUAAUUAAUUAGCUUCUUCUUCUUCUUGCAUUGCAUUUCUUUAUUAGAAGUUAAUUAAUUAAUAUUUGAUUGUGGGGUUAUCAAAGAUCAAACUGAAGGCUAAUUGAUGUUAAUUUGCAGAGAGUCUCACAAAUUAAUGAAGAUCAGUCACUACUCAAAGAGCUCAGUACCCUUCAAUUAAUUAAUUAGUUAAUUUUGUCUUAUCUUAUGUAAUUUAAUUUGAUUUUGUCUGUAUAUUAAUCUACAAUAUGCUUUAAUCCUGUUUAGGGAUGGUUUUAAUAUCA
Messenger RNA from Jatropha curcas, 1161 nucleotides. The record is from RefSeq and is a predicted model, not a curated record. NCBI's taxonomy places the organism in Eukaryota, Viridiplantae, Streptophyta, Magnoliopsida, Malpighiales, Euphorbiaceae.